GGGGAGCACAAACAGGUGUGACAGAACAGUGGGAACUAAGAACACCAGAGCUGCAUAGCUGUUACACAGAGAUGAGAGUGGACUCCUCUUCCCAGCUCAGACUCUGUCAUUUGGACCAUGAAGAUCUGGUGGUUCCUGCUUACCAUGGGAGUCUGUAUAGGGAACAUAAACUCACAGGACACGUGCAGGCAAGGGCACCCUGGCAUCCCAGGGAAUCCUGGUCACAACGGUCUGCCUGGGAGAGAUGGAAGAGAUGGAGCAAAGGGUGACAAAGGGGAUGCAGGAGAACCAGGACAUCCUGGUGGCCCAGGGAAGGACGGAAUAAGUGGAGAGAAAGGAGAACGAGGAGCAGAUGGAAAAGUUGAAGCAAAAGGCAUCAAAGGUGAUCAAGGCUCCAGAGGAUCCCCAGGGAAGCAUGGGCCAAAGGGAUCUGUUGGACCCAUGGGAGAGAAAGGGCUCCAAGGAGAGACUGGCCCUCAAGGGCAGAAGGGGGAUAAGGGUGAUGUGGGUCCCACUGGUCCAGCAGGUCUAACAGGCAAUGACGGACCUUUGGGCCCCACUGGCUUACCUGGCCCUGUAGGUCCCAUUGGCAAGCCAGGUCCCAGGGGAGAAGCUGGACCUGUGGGACCCCAGGGUGAACCAGGAGUCCGGGGAGUAAGAGGCUGGAAAGGGGAGCGAGGAGAAAAAGGGAAAAUGGGUGAGACUCCAGUCUUGCCGAAGAGUGCUUUCACUGUGGGGCUCACAGUGCUGAGCAAGUUUCCUCCUUCUGAUGUACCCAUUAAAUUCGACAAGAUCUUAUAUAACGAAUUCAACCAUUACAAUGUAGCUACGGGGAAAUUCACUUGCCAUAUUGCUGGGGUCUAUUACUUCACCUACCACAUCACUGUUUUCUCCAGGAAUGUGCAGGUAUCUUUGGUCAAAAAUGGGGUAAAAGUACUGCAUACCAAGGAUGGUUAUAUGAGCUCUGAGGACCAGGCCUCUGGUGGUAUUGUCCUGGAGUUGAAGCUUGGGGAUGAGGUGUGGAUGCAGGUGACAGGAGGAGAAAGGUUCAAUGGCUUGUUUGCGGAUGAGGACGAUGACACAACGUUCACAGGCUUCCUUCUCUUCAGCAGCUCAUGACAGAAGAUUGUAUAGAUGCCUCACCAUUGGUCAGAAUUAGCUUUAAUUUACUUGAGGAUUUGACUGUAUUAAUUCCUUCAAUUAUUGCAGUAAUCUUUAAAAGGUGCAAAUGGGAAAGUCACUCCUAAAAAAUUGUUUCUGUGUAAUUUACAAUCCUCCAAAGAGUAAAAUUUUAAAUAGUUGCCCUA
This is a messenger RNA of Sciurus carolinensis (gray squirrel), 1307 nucleotides long. RefSeq names its product C1q and TNF related 9 (gene C1qtnf9). Bases 118 to 1119 code for a protein of 333 amino acids. Gene Ontology annotation, molecular function: protein binding. NCBI's taxonomy places the organism in Eukaryota, Metazoa, Chordata, Mammalia, Rodentia, Sciuridae. The record is from RefSeq and is a predicted model, not a curated record. The transcript is spliced from 4 exons.